Zootermopsis nevadensis is the source of this 5729-nucleotide messenger RNA. RefSeq lists its product as uncharacterized. The record is from RefSeq and is a predicted model, not a curated record. NCBI's taxonomy places the organism in Eukaryota, Metazoa, Arthropoda, Insecta, Blattodea, Termopsidae.
GCGUCUACACGCUGCAAAGCCCCUUUAGGCAUAAUUACAAUGUCUGAGAAUCUUCUGUUUUACUUGUGGCGUUAGUGAAAACAUGAUACCAUUACGUGCAUCUGUGUACAUAUUUUGUCUUUGUGUUCUGCUUUGUUUUUCAAUCGAACGUAACCCAUGCUUACUCCACCGACGAACUCUGGUGUUUAACGUUAGUAGUGAUUUUAAAAAGUAGGGCGGUUGUAGUGUUCAUAUUUUACAUCAUGUGAGAAAUGUUAUGCUUUAUGUAGAAGGUCGUAUAUUUUAUAAAAAUUUCUGAUUGUGCCUACGUGAGUUUUAGAUAAGAUGGUAUUAACCAAGCAAAAGCAGGACUUGCUGAAACGCCUGCAGUGUGGACAAAUACGAAGUGUAAUAAAUGACGUACAGGGAUGUUUGGAAACUGAAAAUGAAGAUACAUUGGCUCUCUUCUUGCUUUGUGGGAUUUCCAAUGUAAUAACAGGAGGCAGUGUAGACUUAAGAGAAGGAGAUAUUUACCAUCUAUGUUACAUGUGCUGUGAGGCCCUAGAAGUUGAGAACCUUAAUGUGAACAAGUAUAAGUUUCUCUGCAGUUUAUAUCACAUAACCAAGUACUUUGUUAACCAGAAUAAUAUUGAUGCAGCUUUAAAGUUAAGCAGUUUCAUCUUACGGACAAGAUGUGAAGUGGAUGAAGAAACAAUCUGUAGUGUAUAUUACAACUGCCAUUAUAUCUUUCAUCGUGUAGUUGUUGCUAAGAAACAAGAAUACCUGGAAGGAAAGGCAGAUAUAUCAUUCAUUCUUAACAUCGUGAAGCAUUCAUUGAAGUUUCUAAAAUGCUGCAUUGGAGUUUACUUGCUACAUGUUCUGGACAGAGCUACACAAUUUGCUCAUGGUGUGAAACUGACAGAUGAUGAACAUCAUCUGCAAAUUGUCCAGUUACAGAUUGACAUUUUGGAGUUGACAUAUUGUGAAGAAUCUGAAAGAUGUGAAAAGAUAGGCUAUGACAACUUAUAUAAGUCAUACAUGUCUCUUCUUUCCUCCAUAUUGAAAAGUUUGUUUGAUGCAAAACAUCUUAUAGAGGCACAGGAAGUCAUAAGGAAAACUUUUAAGUGCAUUAGUAUAUGGAAUAAAAAUGAUCUGGUCAGUAAGAACUGUAGUGUGUUCCUUGAAGAUGUUCUCAGUUUAUUUCUUGAAAGACCUGAUGAUUUUGCAGAGAGGUUGGAAGCUUGCACCAGAGUUUUAAAAUGUUUGUUACGUGAAUAUAGGGGCUGUAAGAUCCUGGAUUUGACGUGUAUAACCUUAGUUCGUGUACUGCACAGUGUGAGCUCUUACUGGAUAGCACAAGAUGCUGAAGAUUGGAAUCGGCACAUGUGUCUUUAUGUCCAGAAAAGUUUCUUUCAGUUCAUAUUCUGCAUUUCAAAGCUGCUUUUGAGAAGCCAGUGUGUGAAAUGCACACUACCUUCUGGCAAGGAGUGUCCUGUUAAUAAUGAUACGGUAUCAUCAGUAAAUGUUCUUACCAUUGUGGUUAAUUGUGUCAUGUCAUCAGUUGGUAAAAAGUUAAAAGGAUUUACUAGCUUGUUACCUGAUGCAAUAACUGCUUUGAAUGAGGCUAUUGAAGGAAUAAAGACACUGAAACAAGCAAACUGCCCUGUAUGGAAAGAGACCUGGAAGAGAUGUGGGAUAAAGACCUAUAAUUUGGGUGUUCACUGUAAUUCAGCUGGAUUAAUGCUUGAAUCCAAGGAGUUUUUUUCAAAGUUUUGCCAGACAUGUAUUCAGUUUGGAGAGCAACCAGAAUCACCUGAGGCUAAGGAUGGAAUACUGGGCUUAGGGAUGCUGAAUUUGGUGCAGAUCUACAAAGAUCUGAAGAAUUACCAAGGAGCACUGAGGACUGCAGCUGUUGGUCUGAUUAUCUUACCUAACUUAAAGGACAAAUUUUUGCAACAGUGGGCAAAAAUUAAGAAUUAUGCAUCUGCUGAGAAGUAUAAAAAUAUUCAGACAUUGACAAUUUAUGAUAUUUUAAAGGAUGACAAGAAGAUAGAAAUAUUGUAUCCUAAUAUUGGCUUAGAAUCAGUUAAUUUUCCACAGUUAUUGAUUUGGGAGUUGGAAGCCUACAGUUUGUUGAUUUCUUCAAGUUGGCAAUGUAUUCAGGCUGCAUAUAACAAGUUGUGUUCGCUGUCACCGAACUGCUCUAUGCAAGUUGAAGGGCUGUUGGCAUACCUUCCUUCCCUUUGGAUCAGUGGCACUACUGAAGAAUUUUCAGAUGUGGUAUGCUCAGUAAAGAACAUCCUGGAAACACUGAAAAAAGAAAAUCAAAGUGUCGAAAUUGGAAAGGAACGGUACCUGUGUUUGCUUGGAAAUUUAUAUUACUGGCUUUUCCUUUGUCAGCUAAGAUUAAUGCGAUUAAAGCAAGAGGAAGAGGUUUUGAGCAGCAACAUAAUUCCAACCAAGUUUCAGUCCCAGCAGGAAGAUAACCAUGAUCCUCUGGAGACAUGUGAUGUAACACCAGCCUACAGGAAUCUCAACCUUGAAAAUGAGUCUCAGAUACUUGAAACCCUGAAUGAAGCCGUGGCCUGCUGGACCAGUGCACUUCAGAAUGGGUUCAUUGCUGCUUCUCAGGGUCCACUGUGUUACAUAGAGGUGGCAGCACACUUAUAUGACCUGUAUGGCUAUGUCGCUUGGAGUUUAAGGUCAUGGUGUCUGUAUUUUAAGUAUGCUGAGACUCUUGAUAACAAGGAAGCAAUGCUUCUUGGCCUGUGUCACAUAUUAGAAUGGUGCACCUGCGGUAGGACAGAAUGUAAGUUGCUGACCAGAGCUCAGGAUAUCACUUCAUUAUUGAAACUUGAAGAUGAUAAGGAGUUUGCUUCUCAGCUUCUGUUCCAUAAGUACUGGCUUUCCAGAGGUCGUCACUGUCUCAGGAAUAAGAAGUUUGUGGAGGUUGGAGAUUGUUUGGAGAAAUUGGUCGCAUUCACCAAACGAGAGAACAUUCAACAUUUUACACAGAGUAUACUUUAUGUCCAAACUGCACUCUUGAUUUGUCAGUGCAUGUGUGUACCAUAUCCAGACAUUGUAACAUGGCCAAGUAAAAGUGAUAGAGACGUCAUGAAUGAAGCAACUCGCACAUAUGGCAAUGCCAUGUCUCUUCUCAAGCAAGUCAAAAUGACACCAGCGGAGAAUGCGCAAGUGUUAUAUUUGAUGUUGGAAGUAUCCCAGUGGUUGGGACAGUUGUGUUUGGAAUUGUUCUGGCCACGUGAAGCUCGUUGCUUUAUGAAAGGAGACCUUAUUCUUUCUCAGAAGCUGGGGCUGGCUACUAGGACAGCACAAUUCCUGAAUUUACUGGCGCAAGUGGAUGUGAUGUGUUGUAAUGUGAAUGACUCCCAAGUUAAGCUUCAGGGCAUAGAAGGGUUGCUUCAGCUGGAGAGCAGGUUCCAACCUUAUGACAUUACUAGCAAGAAUCAUAAUACAGAUGAAAAUUCAGAACUCUCUUCUCAGUUAGAACGACUAACUCUUGAAAGAUCUGUAAGGAUAGCAGAAUUCAGGGAUAUUUCAAGACUGCCACUGCGCAACAGAAGUCCAUGUGCAUCGCCAAAUCUACGCAAGAUUACAUUUGUUCUUCCAAGCUUUGUAAGACAUGGUGCUGACUGCAAAUGUAAUAUGUGCAACACAUUUGCACUGCAAGCCCUUGCAAUGGGUGCUGUGUUUAUUCAGGCUGAGGUAUACAAAAUUCAGUCAGAAUUAAAAGAAGCGCUGGAGUUCUUUGAGGGCGGUCUGCAGCUGUACAAACAAUUGAUUUAUAAGCAACAUGAGUUGAUCAAGAAACUGAGCUGUAAGGUUCAUCAGCUUGUGCUGGGUCAGAGCGACUGCACCGAGUGUUUUGCACUUCUACUUCAUCCUUUAAAACUUGGUUACAUUCGAGUGACAAGAGGUUAUGCAGAUUUCAUAGCUGCAAGUGGCUCCUAUGUCCAAGCUCAGAAACUGAAUGCGGAGGCUUUACGGGAGGCAGAGAAUUUGAAGGUGUCACAUCUCCACCUUGUGGCUGAUUUAAUGGUCCAGUCAUUUUCUAUUCAACAAGCACAAGCUUAUUCAUUAGAGCCAAAGAGAUACAAAGAAGACUGCACAUCACACGUACAAGAAACUCCCAGACGAUUUGUUGAAACCAUCAAGACACCUUUAAAUACUAAUUCAUUGCCCCAUCAUGCACUCCUUCCUCUUUCUAUUAGUAAUGUCAAGAAUCAUCAUCGUUCACCCUAUAAAAUAAAGCUAAGGAAAUUGGUCUUACCUGAAACUAAGAAUGAUGAUUCACGGAAAGGAAAUAAACAAACAGUGAAUAGAAAAUCGAUUCAGGAAAAAAAAAAUUAUGCUCUGAAACAGGAGCAGUUGAAACCAUUGAUUGUCUAUGAGGAUUCUCCAAUCGUUGCAAAAACAAAGAAACCUCCUGUUAGCAAGUCAAGAGUGAAGCAAAAUUCAGUUCGAACAUUAAGGAGUAAAACGUCUCAGAAGGAGACAAGUACAAGACACAGAGUAUCAGAGUAUGAAUCUCUUAAUAAAGUGUGCCAAGCACUUGAAUUCACUAAUGACAGCCCUGUUAGAUUUUCCAAAAUUCAUCAGUCUUCCAUUAAGAACAGAAAAAAAGGAGAUUCCUCUGUCAAUAAUGUGAAAGGUGUGACUCCAAAUGUAACUAAUGAUGAAGGGAUUAAUUUGGCACAUCUUGGUUUGCAAGGAUUAGAUGUAUCCCUUAGUGACUCUGAUAAUGAAGUGUUUGGAAUCUCAGAGACUGUGCCUGCUUUAAAACAAACGGGAGCGUUAAACGGAAAAGCAAGUACAUCAGAAAUCUUCAGUGACGUGGAUGCACCUGUCCUGAAAGCUUCUAGACCAUUAAGAUCGUAUUCCAAACAGAACAGUAAAGCCCAGUUCACUGACAAGAAUAAAACAUCACAAGAGGCUGUGAGUGAAGAAGAAAGGAUAAACAGCAUGAAGGAUAUUUCCCCUGUGGAUAAUGAAAAAACUAUUGUAGCUAGGAAGCAACCAUGUACAUCAAAGAAAGGGGUAGAGAACAUAUUUCCUGAUUCUGCAUUGACUGUGAGAAAGACAAGAGGCAGAGGAAAAUCUUCUAGUAGAUAUGCAUCAUCAUCUGUUUCAAGUAAGAUUUCACUGAAGGGAAAUGUAAAUCAAGCUCUCAUAACAGACAUGGAAAACCUUGUUUUAGAUUCUGAAAACAAUAGUAAUGAUGCCAGAAAAAGUAGCACAAAAGGGAAAGGUUACAAAGGAACUAAGAAAGGGUCUCAAGUUCUCUUCACACCAUCAAGAAAAAAUUCUAAAAAAGAGCAUGAUUUAACAAUUGUGUCAUCAUCAUCUCUGGAUGAACUCUUUGAUACUUAUGAAAGACAAACAAAUAGACAGUCGAAGGAUAAAGGAUAUGAAUGUAAGAAAAAGGUGAUUGUAUCAUCUGCUUCUGAAGAUGAAACAUCAUCAAAAUUUGAAACAGGUAUCAGUAGUGAUGAAGAAGCAACUCUUUCAAGAAUUAAGGCAAAGAAUGUACUUUCAUCUACAAAGAAAAGGCGAUUACCUAUGAGACAUCACUUUCUUUUAAAUUGAUGUUCAAUCUAAUAUGCAUUCUAGUAAAAUAGUGCAUGUGACUUAGAAAACUUGUAGAGUUUCUUAUUGUAUAUUGUAGAGGAUUGCUUAUUUGUGACACUAAUUUUAUUUUAAAGUUCUUAAAUAAAGUAUUGCAAUACAAU